Manihot esculenta (cassava) is the source of this 2567-nucleotide messenger RNA. RefSeq names its product E3 ubiquitin-protein ligase MBR2. The transcript is spliced from 6 exons. The record is from RefSeq and is a predicted model, not a curated record. Gene Ontology annotation, molecular function: ubiquitin protein ligase activity. NCBI's taxonomy places the organism in Eukaryota, Viridiplantae, Streptophyta, Magnoliopsida, Malpighiales, Euphorbiaceae. Bases 694 to 2340 code for a protein of 548 amino acids.
UGGCUGUUUGCGAUUUGAAUGAAUUAUUUCCUUGGUUUGAUGAAUUUUCUGUUUGUUUCUUUGGAAAACUAUUAGUUUCUGCUACUGCUGCUUUUGCUUUCUUUUUAUUUGUUGCUGAUGGUAAUUGAAUUUGUCUGGUGGCUUGCUUUUGUAUUUGUAGAGGUUGGGUUUCUUUUUAUCUUGGUGGACAUAGAGGAUUUUCCCUUUUUUUUUUGGUAAAAAAUAUUUUUACUUUGUUAUUGGAGUCUAGCUUUUUUAGAACACCUGAAAUCACGGAGGAAGAGUCCUUAUUUUUAGAAAAAUAAUGGAAACUACGGUGUGGAGGAUAAUUCAAGGAUAACUUUUUUUCCUAUAAAAAAGAUGAGACCCACUUUUAUUGGAUUUGUUACUUUCCUUUCUUUCUUCAAACUGAAACUGAUUUGAGUUAUCUUACUACGAUGCUCCCUUCUGAUAAUUCAUGAGCUGAAUUUCAAAUUCUUACGAUUGGUUUUCAUCCAUUUUUUAAUGCUAGGUUUAGGCACUGGUCUUUCUCUGCUUCUGUGUUUAAAUUAGCCACGGAAUACAAAAAUUAUAGUUGAAGUAACAAUUUUCUUUCCAUGAACCAAAGGAGUAGGAAUAUUGGAUUUAUUCAACCGUAUUGAGAAUUGCUUGGUUUUUGGUAACUAGAGACUUGAGGAUUGUAAAUCACUAGUCAUGGAUGAAUAUUCUGGUAAAAAAGCUGGCGAUGGGAUUGUUGUUUCUAGAAAGGGAUCUACUCUUGUUUUGAGGGAGAAUGCUAAUAACAAAGAGCGAAAUGCUCAAUUUUGCAACCGAAUUGGGUGUAGUGGGAGAAUAAACUAUGCAAAAGGUACUCAAAUUAGUUAUUCAGAGAAAGCCAAAUCUUCUAGGCAAUCAUUCCGGUCUCCCUCGAAUGGCAAGGAAAUAAUUGGAAGUUCUUCUAGGACCUGCUCUGCUACCAGCAAUCCUAGGAAAUCAUUUUCAGGACCUCGGAAAAAACCAUCUCCUAAGUCUGAAAAAGAUCCGUCUGAAACUGGUAGUUUUCAGGAUGAUAAUGAACUGCCGGAACUAUUAACUCCUGAGAAGGUCCAAAAAGGUCUUGGCUCUGAAUCUGGUGAUGCUGGGCCUAGUGAGAACAACUCAAAGGAAGUUGGUAGUACUAGCAUGCCAAGCGCAAGAUCUCGAAGGAGUUUUCAUCAGAAAUCAGGAAUAGGUAAACCAGAUACAGUAAUAGGUUCAUCCAUUUUGUCGACAUCUAAAUGCACAAGCCAAGGGGCACAUGCUAGUGCAAACAGGUAUGGUCUAAGAAACCUUAGAUGCAGUUCAUUAUCCGAUGUUGUCCCUACAGGAUCUUCAACAUCAAAACCAAAUCUCCUUAGACAAAAAGACACGGUCAGGAAGAGAAUUUGUGAUGGAGAGAGUAGUUCUUCUGCCAGAGGGAAAAAGAUAAGCCCAUCACUGGAAGGGAAGAAUUCUAGUUCUAGCUCUAGUGUCUCAAUUUCUGAUUCAAGAACCAGAAAUGGGCCUCCCAGAUGGGACAAUGGUCCUGCUUCAGUUAGGACUCGAAGAUCACUCGGGUACACUAGGACAAGGGCUGCUAAUCAAGGAAGUCAGCCAAAUGAGCCCCAUGUAAUCCCACAAAUAUCUCAACCUAUUUUGCCAAUCGAUUCAAAUUCUCCUACUUCUUCACACCAAUUCUCUUUGGAAUCCUCCCCAAGUCACUUGCAGUCUUAUGGUCGUCCUGGCAGUAGCCACGAGAGUUCUCGGGGCAUUAGGCCACCUAGUCCUGCAGAAUUUGGCAACAUCCGGUCUUCCAUGGGUCGGGAGAGCUUCCGGCGCUACAAUAUGGAUGGAAUUGCUGAGGUGUUAUUGGCACUUGAGAGGAUUGAACAAGACGAAGAGCUAACAUAUGAGCAAUUGCUUGUUCUGGAGACUAGUUUGUUCCUUAAUGGGCUGAAUGUCCAUGACCAGCAUAGAGACAUGAGGUUGGAUAUUGAUAACAUGUCAUAUGAGGAAUUAUUAGCUCUAGAAGAAAGGAUGGGUACUGUAAGCACAGCACUAACUGAGGAAGCAUUGUCGGAAUGCCUUAAGACUAGCAUCUAUCAGUCGGCAUCUCUGGAGGAUGCUACUUUGGACCUUUGUGGUGAGAAGGCUGAUAUCAAAUGCAGUAUCUGCCAGGAAGAUUAUGCUGUUGGAGAUGAAGUGGGAAGAUUGCAAUGCGAGCAUAGGUAUCAUGUGGCUUGCAUACAUCAAUGGUUGAGGCUGAAGAACUGGUGCCCCAUUUGCAAGGCAUCUGCGGCACCCUCAUCAUCACCACAAUCACCUUCAUCAGUUGAUGAAUAAAUUGGAUGUUUGAGACUGAUUUUUCAUUUUGUACAAAUUAAGUCCGUCUCAUACAUCCAUUUUUUUUAAUUGUCAUAUAUUUUUCCAAGUAAAAUGGAAGAUCAUUUUCUUUUAUGUACAUACAUUUCUCUUUCUUGUCAAUAGACUAAUAAACUGGGGCAUCAUUGCCUUUACAAUGAUAACUUUUUCAUCUAUAAAAACAGUUUAACUGUGAAUAAAAUUGUUUA